Sitophilus oryzae (rice weevil) is the source of this 1606-nucleotide messenger RNA. RefSeq names its product CD63 antigen-like. Gene Ontology annotation, cellular component: membrane. Bases 167 to 1216 code for a protein of 349 amino acids. Lineage: Eukaryota; Metazoa; Arthropoda; Insecta; Coleoptera; Curculionidae. The record is from RefSeq and is a predicted model, not a curated record. The transcript is spliced from 6 exons.
CUCUUAUCUAGGCCUAUCGCAAUACGUAUUCUCCGAUAAAAAUUUGUUACAGUUGGAGGCAAAAUAAUAUUCGUUUCUCAACUUUGUGAAAGUGCGAAAGCCUAAAUAGUUUUUUCCAGUGUAAAUCAAGUUCCUAGUGCUAAUUAAAUAACAUUCAUCAACAAAAAUGAAUCUGUCCUGUACAUCUACAACGAUAAAAUAUCUAAUUUUUAUAUUUAAUUUCUUCUUUUUGAUAACAGGAAUUAUUAUUCUCGCUGUGGGAGCUACGGUGAAAACGGUUUACACGGAAUAUUCCUAUUUUCUCGAUGACAAAUAUUUUUCGCUGCCCAAUAUGUUAAUUGCGACGGGGGCCAUAAUAUUCUUUAUAUCGUUCUUCGGAUGUUGCGGCGCUUUUAAGGAGAGCUGGGUGAUGCUGAGCAUAUUUUCAGUGCUAUUAGUGGUUGUCUUUAUCUUCGAGUUUUCCGCCGGCAUCGCAGGUUACGUUCUGAGGGAUAAAACCAUUAGCUAUUUGGAAAACACGUUACAAGAAAAUUUAAAGAGCUACAAUAGUAGUACACACGAUAUUUGGGAUCUAAUCCAGUCGAAAUUUGAGUGCUGUGGUGCGACAAGUUACGAAGAUUGGUCUACCGUUUUAAGUGGUUACCAGUUACCUGUUUCGUGUUGCCCGGAAAAAUCGGGAACGACUGGAGUUUUCUAUUGUAACAGCUAUACAACUUCAGCGACAACGACCUCAACGACGCAAAGCAUUACUGAAGGUAGUUCAACAACAUCUGUUUCUACGUCUAGUACUACUGAAGCUGUUUCAAGUACAACGGCCGCUUCUACGACUAGUACUGCUGAAGCUAGUUCAAGUACAACGACGGCUUCUCCAGCUAGUACUACUGAAGCUAGUUCAAGUACAGCCUCGGUUUCUACGUCAAGUACUUCUGAAAGUACAAUUCCAUCUAGUACUGCAGAGCCGAAUCCUCUUCCUUCUGGUCCAGGACGUAGGAGAAGAGACGUUCUUGCUGAAGAUCCCACCCCAACCACGCCACCACCUGAAUCCACAAGUACACCCUACCAAACCGGAUGCGCAACUGCUUUUGGAAGUUUCAUUAAAAAACAUGCUGUUCAAAUUGGCGGCUGCGCUUUAGGUCUAGCUAUUAUUCAGAUCUUAGGUAUAAUCUUCUCGUGCUACAUGGUGCGCCAACUAAAGAACAGCUACUACAGUACUUAAAAAGAAGAAUCCCAAGAAGUUUUAAGUUAUUAUUGUUGAGUCAUAAAAUGAGGAAUAAAUCUAGAUCUAAUAAUGUUAUUCUUCUUGUUAUCUCCAUAAUUUGAUACAUACCAAGUGCCACGUUUAAACAACUUUAUAUUAAAAUAUAAAAUAUCGCUCUUCUUUUAUGCACAAAUUCUUUUUUUUUGUUCCUUCUUUAAGUAUUAUUUAUAUAUUGUAAAUAAACCCUACGUUAUUGUUUAAUUUGUUAAGUUUUCAACUUUAAAUUGAUAUAGGAAUAACUGUUACUUUUAAAUAAAUAUGACCAAAUAAAUUAAAUUAAGCUAAUAUAUAAGGUUUUAUGUUUAUAUUACAAUUAAUUAUAUACACUUCCAAUAUAUAGUUUAAAAA